Messenger RNA from Petromyzon marinus (sea lamprey), 3420 nucleotides. RefSeq names its product villin-1-like. The record is from RefSeq and is a predicted model, not a curated record. Gene Ontology annotation, cellular component: cytoplasm; actin cytoskeleton. Gene Ontology annotation, molecular function: phosphatidylinositol-4,5-bisphosphate binding; actin filament binding. NCBI's taxonomy places the organism in Eukaryota, Metazoa, Chordata, Hyperoartia, Petromyzontiformes, Petromyzontidae. Gene Ontology annotation, biological process: actin filament severing; cytoskeleton organization; actin polymerization or depolymerization.
GUUGGGUUUAAAUAACUCAGCCCCGAGUUGGAGCCCAGCCACAGCGUCUCGAGCCAGAGGUUGAAGAAGGAAGGGAACGAGACGCAGCAGUGCACCGACGAGCCGGAACGCUUCCGAAGGUUGUCCCAGCAAGAUACUCCCGAGUGAGAAACUGACACCAGAAAGAUACUCCCGAGUGAGAAACUGACACCAGAAAGAUACUCCCGAGUGAGAAACUGACAUCAGCGAGCACAGUUGACAAAAGCAACCUCAAGCGAGGCGCAUCGACGAUGGCGCUCUCUCCGGACACCUUGAAGGCCGUCACGAAAGCGUCGGGGCUCAACGUGUGGAGGGUCGAGAACAUGGCCCUCGUGUCGGUGCCACCAAAAGCCUUUGGAAACUUCUUCGAGGGCGACUGCUACGUCCUGCUGAACGUGCUGAAGUCUCCGAGCGGCGCGACGCUGGACGUCCACUACUGGCUGGGCCAGGAGUCGACGCAGGACGAGCAGGGCGCCGCCGCCAUCUUGUGCACCCAGUUGGACGAGCAGCUCGGCGGGGUGGCCGUGCAGCGGCGCGAGGUGCAGGGCAGCGAGUCCGACACCUUCAAGGGCUACUUCAAGUCCGGCGUCAUAUACAAGAAAGGAGGCAUUGCAUCCGGCUUCAAGCACGUGGAGAGCAACACCUACAACGUGAAGCGGCUUCUACACGUCAAGGGCAAGAAAAACGUGACGGCCAGCGAGGUGGAGCUGUCGUGGGACAGCUUCAACACGAGCGACGUCUUCCUGCUCGACAUAGGCAAGGUCAUCGUGCAGUGGAACGGUGCCGGGAGCAACCGCAUGGAGCGCCUCAAGGGCAUGAAGCUGGCGAUGGACGUGCGCGACCGCGAGCGCGGCGGGCGCAGCCAGAUCGGCGUGGUGGAGGGCGACCGCGAGGAGGAGAGCCCCGACCUCGUCGCCGCCAUGGCCGAGAUCCUGGGCCACCGCCAGAGGCCCCUCCCCGAGGGGGCCCCCGACGACCGCGCCGACCAGCACCAGAAGGCCAACGUCAAGCUCUACCACGUGUCCGACUCGGAGGGCAGCCUCGUGGUUCAGGAGGUCGCGACGAGGCCUCUCACCCAGGACCUCCUGUUGCACAACGACUGUUACAUCUUGGAUCAGGGUGGUUCCAAAAUCUUUGUGUGGAAGGGGAAAGGAGCGACCAAAACGGAGAAGAAGGAAGCCAUGAGCCGUGCACUGGGCUUCAUCAAGGCCAAGGGCUAUCCGUCGUCGACUGGCGUCGAGCUGGUGAACGACGGUGCCGAAUCGGCCGUCUUCAAGCAGCUCUUCCAGAAGUGGAGCGUGCCCGGGCAGACCGUGGGCCUCGGCAAGGCCUACAGCGCCAGCAAAAUCGCCAAGGUGGAGGAUGGCAAGUUCGAUGCGACGCUGCUGCACGCACGGCCGGACAUCGCGGCCCAGGAGCGCAUGGUGGACGACGCGUCCGGCGACGUGGAGGUUUACCGCAUCGAGAACCUGGAGCUGCAGCCGGUGGAGAAGAAGUUCCAUGGCCAGUUCUACGGUGGGGACUGCUACCUGGUGCUCUACACCUACCUGAAGGCCAACAAGCCCUCCCACAUCAUCUACAUGUGGCAGGGCCGGCACGCGUCCCGCGACGAGGUGGCGGCGUCGGCCUACCAGGCCGUGGAGCUGGACCGCCGCUACGGCGGUGAGCCCACGCAAGUGCGCGUCACCAUGGGCAAGGAGCCGCGCCACUUCCUCGCCAUCUUCCGCGGGCCCGUGGUCAUCUUCGAGGGCGGCACGUCCCGCAAGGGCGGCCAGGAGCCCGAGCGCGCCAUCAAGCUCUUCCAGGUGCGAGGGACGGGCAGCCACAACACCAAGGCCAUCGAGGUGCCGGCCUGCGCCGGGUCGCUCAACUCCAACGACGUCUUCGUGCUCCAGCAGCCCAACCACUGCGACGUGUGGUGCGGCAAGGGCUGCAGCGGUGACGAGCGCGAGCUGGGCAAGUCGGUGGCGGGGCUGCUGACCCGCGGGGACAAAGUCACCGUGCUGGAGGGCCAGGAGCCCGUCGACUUCUGGCUCGCCAUCGGCGGCAAGGCGGCCUACGCCAGCGACAAGCGGUUUCAGGAGGAGGCGGUGGACUUCGUGCCGCGCCUCUUCGAGUGCUCCACGCAGAGCGGCCGCUUCUUCGUCACCGAGGUGGCCGGCUUCACGCAGGACGACCUGGACGAGGACGACGUCAUGCUGCUGGACGCCGGCGAAGAGCUCUUCCUGUGGGUGGGCAGCGGUGCGAGCGAGAAGGAGCGCGUCGAGUCGGCCGCCACGGCGACGGAGUUCCUCAAGUCUCACCCGUCCCAACGGGACCCCGACACCCCCGUCGUCACCGUCAAGCAGGGGUUCGAGCCGCCCACCUUCACCGGCUGGUUCAUGGCCUGGGACCACCUCAAGUGGAAGAGUGCCAAGUCUUACGAAGAUCUCAAGCUGGAGCUCGGGGAUGUGACCGGUAUCUCCCAGAUCACUGUGGACAUGAACAACAAGGCGAGCGUCGGGGGUCAAAGCAAGGCGGGCGGCGGAAGCGGCAAAGCGGCAGCGGCCACCGCUGGCGGUGGCGGCAAAGUCGCCGGCGCCAAGGCAUCCUCGGGGAGCAAGUUGCCGGGAGCCGGAGUGUCGGGGCUUCAGCCGCAAGGCUACAAGAGCACCGCGGACGAGAAGGCCUACGCCAAGGGCGGCGGCGUCGGAGGGGGCGGCGCUACCCAGAAUUCCGUGGGAGGCGCGGCGCAGACGACAAGCGCCGGAGCGGGGACCGCAGCCGCAGCCGGAGCCGGCGGGGCGGUGGCAGCUCAGCCAGGCCACGGCGGGGAGCACAAGCCCGGUGGGAAUGAGGUGGACGGCACCUCCUCUGGGUCCUACCCCCCGGAGUGCCUUGUGAACGUCGCGACGGAGGAUCUGCCGCCCGGCGUGGACCCCAGAAAGAAAGAGGUCUACCUCGGCAGCGGGGACUUCGAGAGGAUCUUCGAGAUGUCUCGAUCGCAGUUCGCCGCCCUGCCCCAGUGGAGGCAGAAAGAGCUGAAGAAAGCCAAAGGCCUCUUCUGAGGACAGCGCAGCGGCACGGCGAAGCACCUUGGACGUCAUCUCAUAUCAUCCCCCCUCACCCCCCCCUACUACACCCCACCCCCCGGAUACAAUCUUAGGGGCCGUCCAUAAAUAACGUCACGCACCUGGGGGGGGGGGGGGGGGAGGGGGUUUGAGAAAUGUGACGUCACGUAAGAAUGCACAACUUUAAAUAAAUGUAGACAACGCGUUCCACUUAAUCAAAUAGACUUUGUAAUAAUUUUUUUCUCCUACAACAUCAGAGUGCAGCGUGACAUUAAAAACGCACUACAAUAGUUUAAAGCGAUUUGAAGCAUGUUUUAUAUAUAUAUAUUUUUUGGGGGGGGAGCAGAGCUUU